GGGUAUUGGUGUUAAAUGGCCCAACUGUACACACCCAUUUGGGUGUGGGCCGCCCAACUUGACAUCCCUACCCUCACCCACAUCCCUCUGGAUCCAGACUCGCUCCUCGAGAUCAACGGUGUUCGAUGCUCUCAAGGAGUUUCCUCUCAGCUGAGGAGAGACCGUGUUGAUAAGAGAUCUGAAGCCGUUACUUACAUCAGCACAGACAGCAUCAGGCUAUCCGGUAGCGUGAGGUUUGAGGUGUAUGACAGAGAAGAGCUGGUUUUGUCUGGGACGUUGGAGUUGUCUGGUAGUAAUAAUGGCUUCACAGGGGAGUCUGUUAAGCAUAGCGUGAAGCGGUGGGGGAUGAGCUGUGAAGCUGAGAUCACUGCAGGGUGUGGUUUCUUGAAGGAGAAGAAACACAUUGGUUGUUCUGAGAUGUCAUCAUCUCCGUUGUUGCCGACUGUUGAAGUUUAUGUCACUGGUUGCUUCUCUGGAACACCUAUCAUCUUGACCAAGACGCUUCAGCUUGGUUUUAGGAAGAAGCAGGUCAAUAGAGUGGCUGCGUUAGAUUCGAUUCCUGAGUAUGAGACCGGCGAGACUCAUAAAGGCAACUCGUCUGAGCUUGAUUUUCAGGUAACAGAAUACGGAAGGUAUAAACAAGACUAUGAAGGAGAAUACGGAGACAUGUAUAUGGGAAGAGAGUACGCAGAUGUUGAAGAUGGCGAAAUGUCUUGGUUCAACGCUGGUGUGAGGGUUGGUGUUGGAAUUGGUCUUGGCGUCUGUGUAGGUCUCGGCAUUGGUGUUGGCCUUCUGGUGCGAACCUAUCAAUCAACCACCAGAAACUUCAGAAGAAGAGUCAUCUAGUAGUUUCACUUAAACUUGCCUCAAGCUUCUUGUCCUUCUCUGUCUCUCUCUAACUCCACUCCAACGCAAAUCUCUAAACUUAAUAGAGUUUAAUAGCUAAUACAUUUGUGUAGUAUGAUAAUCUUUCUUCAUGUGUGUGUGUUUUUUUUUCUCUUUGUGCCUUCAAAUUUUGAAAGAAACCAUUCUCUUCUUCUUUGGUUUGUUGAGAUUGAUGAUACUGAAAGAAACAAAGCUUGUCUGCUUCCUGUAAAUAAAUGCAUUUUUGAGUGUAAAGUGUUUUUGGAUUCA
Molecule: messenger RNA, 1134 nt
Organism: Brassica napus (rape)
Lineage: Eukaryota; Viridiplantae; Streptophyta; Magnoliopsida; Brassicales; Brassicaceae
Exons: 2
Coding region: 16-846 (276 amino acids)
Molecular function (GO): phosphoglycerate dehydrogenase activity
Source: RefSeq, a predicted model, not a curated record